Messenger RNA from Acanthosepion pharaonis, 594 nucleotides. The record is from the annotation of a GenBank genome assembly. NCBI's taxonomy places the organism in Eukaryota, Metazoa, Mollusca, Cephalopoda, Sepiida, Sepiidae.
AUGUCCACUUUCCCACAAGCGAUAAGUUUUCAUUUCCCUCGUCACUUGUUCAUUCGGAUCAUUGUCACAACGUUCUUCAAUGGUUAUGGCGCUCGACCAGCACACGCUGCUCUACGCUUUCUUAUUUCAGCUACUUCCUCGUUUGGCCUCCUUCCUCCCAUUUAUUCUUCUUCUUCUUCCACGUCUCCUCUCAGUCCUUUUCUUUUCUCCUAUCUAUUUGCCACACUUCCGCUUUCUUUAGCUCCGCUGCCUACUCCUCCUCCUCCUCACAGUUCUUCUUUUCCUACCAAAUACCUUCUUCCUCAACCUACUCCUCCAUCUCGCUUUAUCUUCUCCACUCUUAGCUACCUUCGGCUGCUUUUAUUCCCCCCACGUGUUCUUCUCCUCCGCCUUUUCCUCCAAAGAGUUCUUCAACGCUUGUUCUUUCUCUUCCUCCUACUUAUUUAUCCCCUCCGCCUACUUUUAAGCUGUCCAACAUUCUUCCUACUGCAAUUUUUUCUGCCUCCUCCUUCUCCUCCUCCUACUUCUUCUCUUCCUUCUCCUCUUCCUCCUAGUUUUAUUUUCUAUAUUUCCUUUAACUUUGGCGCGUUUUAA